GUGGCAACUUCAACUUCGCCGGCUGCACUUGGCAACAAGUCUGUCUGCAAGCAACUGCGACUCCAAUUGAGGGUCAAGGUCAGCGCUCGCGCAUCAGCUGCUGCGCAUGUGUGACGACCACGACUGCGGCCGCGACGGUGGCUCCGCGAAAGCUGCGCUCCGAGUUUCUGGAGCCGCACGCGGAUGGGCAAGAAGCAGAGAGAGGUUGGCAGGCCGGUUUGGCCACUUUUCGCUGUUCUCCAUGCUUAAGUGCGGUGCGAUCGCGGGGCGACCAAGUAAACGCCGCAUUUACUUAGGCCUACGAGGGGCGUUACGAAAGUUCUCAUCUGCAUAUGAUUGGCGCGCAUACGGAUCUGGUAGUCGCAAUAUCUGACAACUUUCGAUAUUUCCAAUAUAAAUUCAAACACUAAAUACAACUUAUUCCGAAAGUGAGCCAAAAUUGCCGUUAAGUACAAUAUAAAAUUAAAAAAAUGUCCAAAAGCAAUUGCAAUGACUGCACAUGCCGUUUGGCCAACGAGGUGGGCCAGCUAAAGGACCGCAUCCCAUAGCCAUUGUGAAUGCCCAGAGCAGGACGCUCGCCAAGCUGGUCCGCCAGAUGAAGGAAGGCUGCAAGAAGGACGAGGAGGCCAAGGAGUCCACUUUGUGCGGUCUGAAUCCCUGCCUGAAGUGCCUGCAGCCAGACAUAUUGUACCACCUGGGCCUGAGCACGGACACCACCGACUUUCCCAAGGUGUUUGGGGAUGUGAGGUUCGUUUGCAUGGGAGGCACUCCGGGUCGGAUGGAAAACUUUGCCUACUACGUGAUGCAGGAGAUCGGGCUGAAGAUAAACGCGGCAACCAAGCUACGGAACAUAUCGGAGGCCGGCCAGCGAUUCUCCUUGUUCAAGGUGGGUCCCGUGCUCUGUGCCAGCCACGGAAUGGGCUGUCCCUCGAUCUCCAUCCUGCUGCACGAACUCAUCAAGAUGAUGUACCACGCCAAGUGCAAGGAUCCCGUCUUCAUCAGAAUUGGCACCAGCGGCGGCAUUGGCGUUGAGCCCGGAACCGUGAUCAUCACCUCCGAGGCGAUUGAUGGGCGCUUAAAUCCCGCCCACGAGAUCCUGGUGCACGGCGUCAGUGUCCAGCAUGCCAGCCAGCUGGAUGAGAGUCUGGCCGAUGAAAUCAAGAUGUGCCACGAUCCCUGCAAGGACACUUACGAGGCCGUCAUCGGCCGGACCCUGUGUGCCCAUGAUUUCUACGAGGGCCAGUCGCGUUUGGACGGAGCGUUUUGCGAGUACACGCCCGAAAUGAAGAAGACCUACUUGGAGCAGCUGCAGAGCCAGGAGGUGAAGAACAUCGAGAUGGAGAGCUUGGCCUUUGCCGCCCUCACCAGUCGGGCCAACAUCAGGGGCGCAGUCGUCUGUGUGGCCAUCCUGAAUCGCCUGAAUGGGGAUCAAAUCAAAACGCCACAUGAGGUUCUGUCCAAGUGGGAGAAGCGACCCCAGGAGCUCGUGGCCCGCUACAUACGCAAGAGUCUGUACUAUAACGAAAAUGACGAUGACUCGGAGCAGCCGGAGGACGAGACCGAAGGAGCAGCAGCUGGGACUGGGGCCGGCGCGGGGGACACCCAAAAGGCGCCUGCAGCGGAAGCCGAGUAGUCUGGUCCUUCGUAUCUAGGUAAACCAUAUGGAUGUGCCAUAGUAGCUCAAAGUUUCGAUCAUUAAACACACGUCUGGUUGUUCAGUUCAA
Molecule: messenger RNA, 1724 nt
Organism: Drosophila yakuba
Lineage: Eukaryota; Metazoa; Arthropoda; Insecta; Diptera; Drosophilidae
Product: uridine phosphorylase 1
Exons: 5
Coding region: 500-1633 (377 amino acids)
Biological process (GO): uridine catabolic process; nucleotide catabolic process
Cellular component (GO): cytoplasm; cytosol
Molecular function (GO): uridine phosphorylase activity
Source: RefSeq, a predicted model, not a curated record